CCACAAGCUUGUACUUGCCCUGUAGCUAGCUAGCGAGUCUAUAAAUUUGAGCUUCUUACAGCCCAAUCUUGGGACAGACCAGAUCUCAUCAUAGCUGGCAAAAACGAAAAUGAGGCUCAUUACAGUUCUCUUGCUGUUGUUGCUGGUGUCUGUAGGAUCGUCUGCUGCAUCCAGCAGGUGGAGGAAAAGGGUUCACGAACCGUGCAAGAGACUGGUCUUCUACUUUCACGACGUCCUGUACAAUGGUCACAACUCCAAGAAUGCUACUUCCGCCAUUGUCGGUGCUCCAAGCUGGGGCAACACCACCAUUUUGGCCGGUCAAAGCCAUUUUGGUGACUUGGUCGUGUUCGACGAUCCUAUUACCAUGGACAACAAUUUCCACUCGCCCCCAGUUGGUCGAGCUCAGGGAUUUUACUUGUAUGACAAGAAGGAUAUCUUCACGGCUUGGCUUGGGUUCUCGUUCGUGUUCAACUCAACACAGCACAAGGGAAGCAUCAACUUCGCCGGAGCUGAUCCGUUGAUGAACAAGACCAGAGAUAUAUCGGUGAUAGGUGGUACUGGUGACUUCUUCAUGACCAGGGGUGUGGCUACUCUCACGACUGAUGCUUUUGAGGGUGAAGUCUAUUUCAGGCUUUGCGUGGAUAUUAAGUUGUAUGAAUGUUGGUAAUUAUCAUUGCUUAGUUCAGAUCAAGUCUCUGUGUGGUCCAUCUCUUGAAUAACUUUUGUUUUUGCUUCUCUGAUCGGUAGCUGCUUGCUGCUAGUUCUUUCUUUUCUGUUUAUCCACAUUACAUUAUCGGAAAAUGGUAUCUCACAGUGGGGCAAGUCGAACCAACUGAUGAUGCCUCAAGGCCUGGUUCAUGACUUAGCUUUCAGAUUAAUUACAUCGUUUGUUUUUUUCUUGUAAUUCAAAAUCUGAUGAUAAGCCUGCAAGGAAUAAGUUGUUUCGUGAA
Prosopis cineraria is the source of this 950-nucleotide messenger RNA. Its product is annotated as dirigent protein-like. NCBI's taxonomy places the organism in Eukaryota, Viridiplantae, Streptophyta, Magnoliopsida, Fabales, Fabaceae. The record is from RefSeq and is a predicted model, not a curated record. The transcript has a single exon. The coding region runs from base 110 to 667 and encodes 185 amino acids.